Molecule: messenger RNA, 2517 nt
Organism: Spathaspora passalidarum NRRL Y-27907
Lineage: Eukaryota; Fungi; Ascomycota; Pichiomycetes; Serinales; Debaryomycetaceae
Gene: SSD1
Product: mRNA-binding translational repressor
Exons: 1
Coding region: 32-2404 (790 amino acids)
Biological process (GO): mRNA catabolic process
Cellular component (GO): P-body; exosome (RNase complex)
Molecular function (GO): RNA binding; 3'-5'-RNA exonuclease activity
Source: RefSeq, a predicted model, not a curated record
CAGAAGAGGAUCGCUCAAGCAGCGUCCAACCAUGAAGAAGAAUGAUGAUGUUGAAGUUGAAGGACAAUCUUUACUUCUUGUUGAAGAAGAAGAGAUUAAUGAUGAGAUUAAACCAUUGUAUGCUGGACAUGUUGUUGCCGUUGUUGAUAGAAUCCCCGGACAAUUAUUUGCUGGUACUCUUGGUUUAUUGCGUCCUGCUCAAGCCGCACAAGCUGCUCGUGAUAAGAAGAAUGGUAAAGAAUCAUCGGUACAUACCCCUAAAUCACCUAAAAUUGUUUGGUUUAAACCAACCGAUAAAAAAGUGCCACUUAUUGCCAUUCCUACUGAACAAGCACCUAAAGAUUUCGUGGAGAACCAUGAACAAUACGCAGACCAGUUAUUUGUGGCAUCCAUCAAGAGAUGGCCAAUCACAAGUUUGCACCCUUUCGGUACAUUGGUUAGCAAAUUGGGAAAGAUUGAAGAUCCAUCCACUGAAAUUGAUUCGAUUUUAAGAGAUAACAAUUUCUUGUGUGAUGAAUAUCCUGAAGAAGAUGAAGAAGAAAUCACGGUCAAUAUGUAUGAUUUACCACUUCCUGAUCCUGAGUUUGAGAACCGGGCAAGAACUGAGUAUUUGAAUGAUUAUAUCAUUGCAUUCUCCCAGAAUGGUAGCUUUGUCGACCAUGCCUUACACGUUAAACGUUUAUCUUCAACCAAGAUUGAAUUGGGAUUCCAUGCAGCUGAUGUUUCUUAUUUUAUCAAACCGGGAUCUAUCUUGGAACGCAAGUCCAAAAAGAGGUCAAGUUCGGUAUUUUUACCUCAGAAGAUGGUUAGCUUAUACCCUCGCCAUGUCCAACAAAUGAUUUCAUUCACGGAAAAUGAACGGAAUUUGGCUGUAUCAGUGAUUUUCGAAAUCGAUACAUUAAACUUUGAAGUUGAAGAUUUGUAUAUUCAUGAAUCAGUGAUUGUUCCUAAACAAGUUGUUAAUUACGAUUCCUUUGACAAAGUAUUGGUUGGCGGUGAACAAGGUGAGAUAUCGAGUGCCACAUGUGAUUAUAUCAAAACAUUCAGUUUGAUUGCUAAGGAAUUUAGAAGACAAAGAUUGGAUAAUCGUGAAUUGGGAAUCUCGCCAAACUUGACAUUAUUGGAUCAAUUGGAUGAUGUAAGAGUAAGAUUGAGUUUGAACAUUUUCAACGAUUCCUUGGCAUUUGAUGUUAUUUCUGAAAUUUCCCACAAGGUUAAUACUGCAAUUGCGGCCAAGAUCCAUGCUGGGUUGGGUGAUCAUGCAUUAUUGAGACGCCAGGCAUUACCUACAUUGCAAAAGAUGGAAACAUUUGUGAGAAAGGCUACUAAUUUAGGAUACAAGAUGGACACUCUGACUCUGGCCUCGCUUCAAAAUUCCAUUCUCAAGAUUGAAGAUGCCACUAAACGUCAAUGUGUGGAAACUUUGCUUUACAAGUGCAUGUCUCGUGGUAGAUAUUAUGUUGCUGGUAAACAAGAUCCAGAUUCAUAUGGUCAUUAUUAUUUGAAUUUGCCAUUGUAUGCUCACUUUACGGCUCCUUUACGUCGAUAUGCCGAUUUGAUUGUUCAUAGACAGUUGAAGGCGGUGUUGAAUAAAGUUGAGUAUGACAUUGAUUUGGACAAUUUGAAAGCCGUGGCUGAUUAUUGUAAUUUCAAAGAAGAUUGCGCCCUGCAAGCACAAGAACAAGCUAUACAUUUGUUGGUUUCCCAAACUAUAAAUGAAGUUAGUGAAAGUGCUGGACAAUUGCUUUGCAUGGGUACGGUUAUCCAGGUUUAUGAAUCAUCAUUUGAUGUGUUUAUUCCUGAAUUUGGGGUGGAGAAACGAGUCCAUGGUGAUCAAUUGCCCUUGGUUAAGGCUGAAUUUGAUAAAUUGGAUAGAGUUUUGGAAUUGUAUUGGGAAAAGGGUGUUGAUUCUGCAACUUAUAUUCCACCAGAUGAACAAACUUCAUUGAGUUACCGUAAUUCCAUCAAAAACAAACAUAGAGCUUCGGCUAUACAUGCCGCUAAGAUCCAAAGCAAGACGAUCUUGGAGAAGAAUAAUGUGAUUACUGAUUCCAUUGCCGAGAAGUUGGCAGAAUUGAAGUUGGAACCACCAAAAUUGAGUAUUCCUACUUUGAAGAAUGGCGAGAAUGUAACUACAGCCACUAAAUCCAUGCCAAGUACUCCGGUGUUGAGUGGCAAUGGUGGUUCUGAUGAAUUCCCCAAGAGUUUACGUACCAAUUCCAGUUCAGUAAUUACUGGCGAUAGUGGACUUGCUCCAUACUUGCAAGACACAAUUACUCGAGUUGAAGGUGAUUCAUGUAUACAAGUAAUUAAGGAAUUAACGCAAGUGCCGGUGUUGAUUCGGGCUGAGAUCGGAAUGGCAUUGCCUUGUUUGACAGUACGGGUAUUGAAUCCAUUUUGCUAAGGUUUUAAUAGAGUUGGAUGUUUUAAUGCAUAUAGUGGUUUUUCUUUUUAUUUUUAUAUAGUCUUCUUUUUUUUAGAUAUGAGUUGAUAGUUAAUCAACAUUUACGGUAUAUU